CCUAAACAUAACUGGUCUGUCUCAGGCUUAGUAGCCGAUCACCGAUCACCGCACUGAGUAAAAAUGGCGGAUGACAAGGACCCUCUGAAACAGCUGAGAGAUCUGACGCAGCUCAAAAACCAGCUGGAGGAGAUCCAAAGGCGCGUGGAGAGCGAAGUGUCCGCAGGACUUCCUCAGGGAGGCUCAUUCUUGGGAUCUCCAUUUCUGAAGGGAUUCUUUGCCGGCUAUGUGGUGGCCAAGCUACGCUCCUCUGCCAUCUUGGGAGUCUUGCUGGGAACAGUCACUGGCAUAUACGCGGCACAGAGCUAUCAAGUGCCCAACAUUGAAAGGACCGUGAAAGACUACAUGAACAACUUGAAAAAAGGACCAAAGUAAUUUGAUCUGACUGUUACUCCUACCAGUGACAUAACAGGGCACAAGAGGAAGAAAUACAGUCACAGCUGCUGCCUUGUCAGCAGCUCAUGACGGACCAGCCUUCAAGAUUUCUGUGGUUUGACUGGAAUUGAAUUUGUGACUUAAAGUAAAAGACUGACCUUUUUUUAUUUA
Molecule: messenger RNA, 546 nt
Organism: Larimichthys crocea (large yellow croaker)
Lineage: Eukaryota; Metazoa; Chordata; Actinopteri; Sciaenidae
Product: SLC35A4 upstream open reading frame protein-like
Exons: 3
Coding region: 64-375 (103 amino acids)
Source: RefSeq, a predicted model, not a curated record